Rodentolepis nana is the source of this 1077-nucleotide messenger RNA. NCBI's taxonomy places the organism in Eukaryota, Metazoa, Platyhelminthes, Cestoda, Cyclophyllidea, Hymenolepididae. The record is from the annotation of a GenBank genome assembly.
AUGGAUUUAAGAUAUGAUAGUGCGCUGUUGGGCAUUUUACAAAGUGAAGGCAAUAUUGAAAAGUUCGUCGACGUUAUGUUUGGUUUUCUUAUGCGAAGAACUGAUUUCUUUUACGAAUUUCAACCUGGGGGAAAACUUGGUUUUCCAAAGGGCGUUGCAUUAAAAAUUAUCCUCAAGGCUUUCGACAAAUAUGAUACAUUCUUUAAAGAAUAUCAAGAAAAGAAUUCUUCAGUCAGAGCUACUGAGCCACAAUCUGUUGCUGAAGAAAAAUCGGAAACGAAACCCAAAGCGAAAAUACCAAGCACAAGUGAAGCUAAACAAAAGUCUGACAUAACAGUUGAUUCGAAAGGUAAGCCGCUGUUUUUUCUUAUGCCACAUAAAGAUUCAGAAGUGCCUAAUAAGUCUAAAUCAAAUUUGUCCGAGCCUAAUUCUGAUUUACAAACCGGUGAUAAUUCCACAGAGUCUGAAAAGAAAGUCGUUAGAUCAUCCCCUGGGACAUUAUUUAAGAAAGAAGCAAACGGCGAGCGCUUGUAUGAGGCUGAACCGGACUGCUACAAUGGAGCUCGAAGAGCUAAUUAUUCAUGGAGUCAAAAACAUCGAGAAAUUGAUAUUCAAGUUAAAAUUCCAGAGCACAUCAAAUCUGCUAAACAAUUAACCGUAAAGAUUGCAAAGAAGCACAUAACAAUCUUUGAAAAUGGCGUUCAAGGGUAUAUUAUAAAUUCUAAUCUCUCCAUGGAUAUUAAGACCGAAACUGCUCAAUGGUCGUUCGAAGCUGAUGAACACCUGCUGACAAUAUCGCUGGACAAAGUUCGUGAGCACUGGUGGGAUUCUGCUUUUGAAGAUGAGGAGAAAAUCAAUGUCCAAGAAAUCGAUUGCUCUCAACCCAUUCAUGAGCUGGACGAGGAGGCCCAAGGCAAGAUUGCCCAACUCCUUUUUGAUCAGGAGCAGAAACGAAGGGGUCUUCCUACCUCAGAAGAACAGCGGAUCCAAAAUAUGCUAAAACAGGCGUGGAAUCGGGAUGAUUCACCCUUUAAAGGUCAACCCUUCGAUCCCAAUAGCCUCAAGGUGGAAAAGUAG